AUGGAAACCCUACGCAAUUCUCCACUUCAACAACUACCAAAUUUUUUCUCCUCUGGAAAUUCAACUUUGCUCCAUAUUAACGACGGAACCAAUUUACACAACGAUCUUCCGUUACUUUGUUCAACCGCCUCCAAUCUUUCAGCUGAAGUUACGAAACAUUUAUCAAGUAUUCAUGCCCCAUCAUCUAUUGAUAGUUGUGAAGCUGAUGAAGUUGGAGAUAAUGAAGAGCAUGUCGGUGUUGAAGGUGAUAAUGAUGAACUAAAAAAGCCAAACACAGACAUGAAUUUUAACAAUAGGCCUUUCACCUCUAACCUACCUCCUGAUAUAGCAGAUUCUAAACAGGAAAGUGUCACUGAGACGGCUGCAGAAGAAUAUGUACAACUAUACUUUAAUGAACAAGCAUUUGUCACUGCUUAUAUGAAAAAUGAAUAA
Molecule: messenger RNA, 432 nt
Organism: Schistosoma margrebowiei
Lineage: Eukaryota; Metazoa; Platyhelminthes; Trematoda; Strigeidida; Schistosomatidae
Source: the annotation of a GenBank genome assembly